Molecule: messenger RNA, 2323 nt
Organism: Morus notabilis
Lineage: Eukaryota; Viridiplantae; Streptophyta; Magnoliopsida; Rosales; Moraceae
Exons: 5
Coding region: 208-1665 (485 amino acids)
Source: RefSeq, a predicted model, not a curated record
UUUUAGAGAGAGAGAGGUCGAGAGAGAGAGAGAGAGAGAGAGAGAGAGUGAAAGAGUGGAAAAGGGGUUGUUGUCCACCAUGAACACUUGUCUCUCGUCCUCGUCUCUCUGAGUGAGCCCUUCGUGUUAAUCUCUCUACGUUGGUAGUCUUAGAGAGAGAGAGUACUAGAGAGAGAAAGAGAAAGAGGGAUUCCAGAUGCUCUGCAAAUGGGGAAAAUCGAAGAGCAAAGUCUGCAUCAACAGCAGAGCCAUGAGGAAGCUUGGAAUCGAGAUUCUUCGGGACUUAUCUGCGAGGGAUGUUCGAUGGUUCUCACCAGAAUUGCCCAAGACUUUAGCCUCCGAUGCAUCAUCGUUUUGCUGUUGAGUUUGUCCAUGUUCGUCUCUGGAAUCUUCUGGAUCCUUCCUCAUCGCCAAAUGAAGUCCGGGUUCGAUGCCCAACAAGCAAUUAAACUAAGUGCCCCUGUACAAGCAUACUUCGUUUUGGAAAAGCCUGUUUCGCAGCUUGUUCCUCUCAUUGGUAGAUUAGAAUAUGACAUUACUGCAGAAAUAGGCGUCCCUGAUACAAAGGUUGCUGUUCUAUCAAUGCACCAAUCAGGUGCUCCUAACUCGACUGCUGUGGCGUUUGGUGCUCUUCCAGAUCCAAUAAAUGCUCGAAUAAGUCCGGUGUCCUUAAGUGUGCUUCGAUCAUCUUUGAUUGAGGUGUUUCUUCAAACAACCAACCUUACCCUAACAACAUCAACUUUUGGGCAUCCAUCUAGGUUUGAGAUUCUCAAGUUUCAAGGAGGAAUCACUGUAAUUCCCGUGCAACCUGCUUCAAUCUGGCAGAUGCCUCAGAUUCUAUUUAAUUUUACUCUCAACAACUCCAUUUCAGAAAUAUUAGAUAAUAUUGUUGAGUUAAAAGAUCAGUUGAAGUUUGGCCUGCACCUAAGACCUUAUGAGAAUGUGUAUGUGCAAAUAACAAACACAAUUGGUUCAACAACAGCUGCUACUGUUGUUAUUCAGGCAUCAGUCGUCUUGCCUGAUUUUGGGAACCUCCAGCCUCCGAGAUUAAAGCAGUUGGCUGUAACACUUACAAGCUCUCCUGCAAGAAAUCUCGGCCUCAAUAACUCAGUCUUUGGUAGUGUUAAAAGUAUUAGUUUGUCUUCUUAUCUAAAAGGUACUCUUUCUUCAAUACCUCCAAGUCCUUCUCCAGCUCCAGCACCAGGACCAAGUGAUUAUGCUGGAUCAUCGUUUCCACUGGACCCUGCUCCAACUUCUUCUCCAGCACCCUCACCUUACAUUCUUGAUCCAUCACCGUGUUCUGACUGUGAUGCUUCUACUCCAGCACCGUCUUUUGUAGUUCCGCAGUCUCCCCAGCCUUGUUCGAACCAUGAUUCUGACAUUUCUCCAAGCUCCUCGCCAACUUCCCCUUCGAACCCGAUUGCUCCUCCAGCUAUUACUCCUGCUGCUCCUCCCCACUCACGGCCUAUGGGUCCCAAAUCUCAUCUAUCUCCAGAUGUUUCACCUGUACCUCAACCGUCUCAUGCUUCAAAUAAGGGAAACACAAAAGCCUUGGAGUCUCCGUCGUUUGCUCCAUCCCCAUCAUCUUCAGCAGUAGUCUCUUUGUACGAGGAAAUCUGGGCGUUAGGACUGUCAGCACUAAUAAUCUUUUAUCUCCUUUGUUGAUUUCGCAUUAUACGCCGGCUUCGCUAUACAAACCUCAAGCAGAGUUCCAAAGACAUAGAAACAAAAUACAAGUUGUUCUCAUCUCCAGUUUUGUUUUGGUGGAUGAAGUUAGAUUGGUCCCCUUGAAAAGUUUGACAGGUUUAUCACCCUUCAGCUGAGAAGAAUCACGUGAAGGUGAUAUCAGGAGAUAAAUUAUGGGUCAAAGCCAGAAGGUGGCAGGCCUCUCAUCUUGCUUCUACAUUUUCUGAUGUCACAAGAAAACAACGGACACUUUCUUCCCGGUUGAAGACCCGGAAACUAUGCAGGUUUUGCAAUUAUCAGAUUGCAGAAUUCAAAAAGAACCUCUUUUCUGUAUUAACUCAAGUGUAAAAAUUUGCAGGUUCUUUUUGAGCUCUGCAAUGCUGGCAAAGUCUCCAAAAAAGAAAAAAAAAAAAAGAAAAAAAAAGGAGGUUUUGCUAAACGGAAUAGGUUUAGUGUUACAUGAAGAUUAACAUACAGGAUCAUAUGAAUAUAAAAUGUCGAAUUGUUAAUAGUUCAUUGUUCAUACCUGUCCGUUAUUUCUUUUUGAGCUUCUAAAAUUCAUUGGAUCAAUGCCACACUGAGUGUUAGCUUUCUUCUGUUGGUGAGGAAAAAUGGAGAAUGGAAACAAAUUUUUGGC